This is a messenger RNA of Botrytis byssoidea, 3981 nucleotides long. RefSeq lists its product as uncharacterized. The transcript has 5 exons. Gene Ontology annotation, molecular function: protein binding. Lineage: Eukaryota; Fungi; Ascomycota; Leotiomycetes; Helotiales; Sclerotiniaceae. The record is from RefSeq and is a predicted model, not a curated record. Bases 913 to 3981 code for a protein of 1022 amino acids.
AAAGCUCGAUGGAAAAAGCAAAGAUUCUGGUAGGUUUCUGGUAGGUUUCUGGUAAAGUUAAGUUCUCAAGGCUAUCUACGUAUCGUGUGUGUCAGCAGCUAGCAGGGCAAGACGAGGGUAGCAAGGCAGGGCAACGGAAACGGACUUUCGGGCAUCGUACCUUUUACAUCUGUAUAGCCAGCCAUACAUACUUCUAGAAUCGCACUAUCGAUCAUACUUCUGCCAGUAAAUUGUGUGGAUUCGAUAUUGGACGGUUACUUUUCCGAGUAUGGUCAUACUGCAUACAUCUAUACUUCCCCAAGAGACUGAGCGACCCGUGGACGAGUAAUACCUACCGAGUAAGAGGUUACUUACACAUACAUAUUAUAUUGUAAUGUCAUGCAAAGAGCCUCAGCGCAACACAACACAACUACCUGCAGUCAUCCUUUCGCGCUCUUCAUUUCUCCUGCAGACACAGACCUCACCAUCAUCCAUUCGAAGUGCUACCGUGCCAGCAUACAUGAUCACUUGCGCAAUCGUUCAAUUUAUUGUUUUAAAUAGUAUAUACAUUUGACCACUACUUUCUUUAUAUUCCAUACAGUAUCGCGGAUUGAGAUUUCGUUAUUUGGGAGGAGGGAUUGGAUUGGAUAUUACGGGAACGGGUGCCGAUAUUACGCAUAUCUCCUUUGAUUGAUCGAUUGAAAGCGAACAUAAACACGACCCCGAAUACUACUGGCGCAAGAUUUGUCGAUAAAGAUUAGUACAAGUGGAAGUGGAGUGGCCUCUGCGUGAGACGGUCGGGCUAGGAGACGGUUUGCGAAUUAGGGUCAUCCCGUCCUUGGUGAAGUGGUGCGUCUGGAAUAUAUAUUUAUAUACGAACUAUUCGAAGCUAUAUUCGUUACUCGCGAGCUACGCUCGCAAGCUCCCGCCCACAUGUCGGACGAUUUUGCGGCUCCCAUAAAGGGUAUCAUAAAGGCACUAGAUGCGGGGAUAAAGUUAACGAAGAGGGUUGCGAGAUCUGCGAGCGAAGGGCCGAGUAAUUUAAUUUAUAUAUCGGAGUUGGCACAAAAUUUACAGAAGAAUUUGGAAAAGACUAGUCAGGCUAUCGCGGAUGCUUAUAGAGAUGCUGCAGGAUCAUAUGGUGAAGAUUUUGCCAAGGCUUUGAUGGAGGAUGAAUCUAUUCAAAAUCGAUUGAAAGAGGUUAAGAUAGAUCUGAGGGAUCAAAUUGAUGAAUGUCAGGAUUUCGAUGAAAACCUCGAAUCUUUUCAAGCAUCAGCUUUUACAAAUGUCAAACAACAAUCGAAAAGAUGUCGGACGGAAUGUACUUUUAUCUUCAACAAUCUGCGGGAUCGGAUAGAUCAGACGGAUCGUCAUGACUUUCGGAUGGAGGAUAGGUCUCCCCCAUUGAGUCCUGCACAUGUACCGAUUAUGGAACAAUCUCCUAGAAGACCACCGGUAACAGGUUCUAUAAAUCCUAGCGCUCCGCCAUAUUCAUCACUGCCGUCCCAGAUUGAUAGACAAGUUAUUGAUCAUAAAGUUUCGUUAUCUGAUCCUCCGAAAAGGUCUCCCAAAAAGGAAGAUCCAUGGAGUCUGAGCGGACCAUAUUUCGAUGUAGGACCAAGGACUCCUCCUCGUGGUCCAUCUCCAGAACCAAGUUAUCAAGAAUCGAUACAAGCUACACCUCCUCCAAAAUAUGGAUAUGAAACACCACCUUCAAAGCAAAUACUAAUAGCCAAAGAACUAGUAUAUCAACGACUAAAUGCGAAUGAGGAAUUCCUGGAACGGAGAAAACAGUCUCGUAUGUCAUUUCAUAACGAAAUACGGAAAUCAGUCUCCUCGAUAGAAGAGAAUAGGGCAAGCGAGACUUUUAGCGAUGGAUCGAUGCUUACAUCUCCUUGGUCUUCAUAUUCGUCAGCUAGUAGUCCGAUAGAGAGGCAUAGUUCUAGAGGAAGUGGAUAUGAUGAUCUAAUAGGACGGAAAAGAAGUCAAGGUCAGACUUCUCAGGGAGGAAGUUCGAGAAAUGGAUCAUUACGAGAUCGAGAUGCUACACCUGCAUCUUCGAGUACGACGAAACCAGAUAAUGAAUAUUUCCCUACUGCCUCACUAAAACCCCCCACGCCAAUAUCAGCGACGCCAGCCAGUCCUGGCAUUAGCGAAUAUCAACCUUCGGAAUCAGGAACUUCGUUAUGGUUGAAAAGUCCAGUCAGUCCACCAAUGUCUGAAAUCCAUGACCCAGCUUCAUGGGGUAGACUGGCACCUGCAACCACAACUCCAACCUCUACUACAUCCUUAGCUACCACAUUACAACUACCUGGUUUUGGCAAUGGAGUUGAAGGUGGAUUGGAAGUUGUUCCUGUUAUCGAAAGUGGUUUAGAAGUUGUACCAACUCAAGAUCCCGAACCAGUACCAAUACAGCCUUCGAAUCCCAUUCCAGAGAAUAGAAGUCAAAGUCAAUUAGCAAUGCAUAGAGUCACUCCUUCAAUGAAAAGUAUAGAUUGUCCUAUGAGGCAUGAUAGUUCGUUUUAUAAAUUCGAUGGAUUUUGUCCCGGAGCUAAAGCAAUGAUUAGAGGGGAAACUGGGUUUAAAGUCGUUAAGAGACCUUCGAAGGAUCAGGGCCAUUAUAGUGCUACUCUGAGUGCGAGAUGUAUUAAGUGUGCCUAUGAGGUUGGAUGGAAUGAUGUGGAAAAGGAUAGGUUGCUUGAUCGUUCUGGUAUAUAUUCUAAUACCGGUAUUCGAUGGCGUCAACGAUUUAUUUCCAAAUGUCAUCUUAAAACGUCUUCAAUAGAUGAUCCUAUCUAUGGCUGUAUAUUUUGUAUUGAAGAUCAUCGCACAGUUGAAGAACACGAUGCAACCGUUUUCUUUAGCGUAACAUCUCUAUUUCGUCACCUAGCCCGUCAUCCUCGUCCCCUUCCUCAAGUAGCAGGUAUUACAACCGUCUACGGAAUUCAACCUCCUUCAGUCCUUGAUUUCGACAUUCAAUUCACAAUUCACGAACCUAAAUUUUCUCCCUAUUGCAUGUCUGAGAUCACAUCCAAAGUAGCAUCUCGUCCUACUGCUCACGCAAUAACGACGCAUCAUCCAAAACCUGUCGCCAAAACUUUUCGCGAUCCUGACGGUCAACAAAGUAUGCAUUUUGCAGACGGUGCGAAAAUUGUGGGGAUUACGUUUCCGGAACGCUUCGGGGGUACUUGGUGUAUAGGAUAUCAUGAUGGCGAACGAGGCUCUUUUCCCGCCAAUGCUGUUUCUUUCCUUUCGCCACCGCGAGAUGAAGUAAAAAUGAAUCCACAGAGUUCUCUUCAAGCAGUCGCGAAAUGGGAUUGGAAGCCGAAAGAUAAAGAAGAAGGAUGGCUUAAAUUUUCGAAAGGAGAGAGAAUCUAUAGUGUGGGGUAUGCAUGGCAAGAUCAAUGGUGUUGGAGUGGUUGUACUAGUAAAGGCAAAUGGGGACUUUUCCCAAGUAGUUUCGUGGAGGAUUUAAUAAGUACGGAUUCGUCAUCUGGUAAUGCUAAAGCGUCGAAGAUAUUAGGCACGGAUAUUGAGAAAAAAGAAAGAGGAGGGUUAGGAGCAGCCUUUGGCUUCUCGGGAGGAAAGGGGAGGAUGGUUAGUUUUCCUUCUAGUUUGAGUAGGAAUAGGAGUGCGAGGGGACCACAAAGUCCGGUGCAGAAAGAGGGAGAGGCGCUGAGGGAAAGAAGUGGGAGUUCGCUGAGUGGGUUGAUGGGGUAUGGACAUCGGAGGGCGGCGAGCGUGAGGAGUAAUGGGAGUACGGCGAGUACGCCUAGUAGUCCGUUGGUGGGGGUGCAGUCGGGAUUGGAGGUGGAUGUGGGGAUUAGACCGGGGACUUUGGGGGGAGAUGGUGGGUUAGCUGGUGGUGGGAGUGGGAGUGGGAAUAGGGGGAGUAGUGGAAGUGUAGGAUCGGCUUCGAAAGGCGCGGCGGGGAAUGUGAAUAGAGGGAGUAAUGGGAGUAUGAGUGGGGGAAUUUUGGGGAGUAGUUGGUUGAGGAGUUAG